UUUCUCAGCUCCACCCCUUUCCCGUCUGCUUCCCCGCUCGAGUUUAGGGUUCUCGGGGUUUGCGGGAGGUACUACUGCUAAUUCCCUGUUCGAGGGAGUCUGCGAUUCUCGUCCCCAAAGCCCACCUCCGUUCACUCGGGACUAACAGCUGCUUCCCCGCCUCGCAGAGCUUGUGACGGAAGGAGAAGAAAGAGAGGGGCGUUGCAGGGGGGAAGGGAAGACCAGAAAGUGAAGUCUGGGGAAAAAGGGGGCGGAGCACGUGGUAAAAAUUCCCGCGUGGGACGAGCGGGGAGUGAACACGUGGAAGGGGAGCCCAGGUUGGGAGUGGUGAAGCAGAAAUGAAGAAGAGAGGCUCAUACAUAAGGGACAGAUAUGGAAGAAGCAGUCAUUGGCAGAGCAAUGCCUGUCGCUGGAAUAGAAGGCGUAGUUCUAAUGAAAGAUACAGAGCAGAGAUAUCUCACAGUCCUCAAAGUUCUGACAGCAAUACUAGAGCCUUUUCAUCAGCUUCUAGCUCAAAUGAGAGCUCUUCAGUGCCAGAACUCCCAGGAUUUUACUUUGAUCCUGAAAAGAACCGUUACUUCCGCUUGCUUCCUGGCCAUAACAACUGCAACCCCCUCACCAGGGAGAUUAUUCAGCACAAGGAGAUGGAGAGCAAAAGAUUGAAGCUUUUAGAGGAAGAGGAUAUGCUAAAAAAGAAAACUACUCGAAUUGGAUUGAAUCCAUUACCCUUGUUGCACAAGAGGCAGUUGGGUUUGCUCUGCUCUACCAAUUAUUGCCGACUAGUCCAUGAGUUACGUGUAAACUGCAUGCAGAGAAAGAAGGUGAAAAUUCAGAGCCCUGAUUCCUCUGUUGUUGGAACAGAUCACUUUAAACUCAUAGUGGCUGACACUGCCCGGGAGAGGGUAUUCACAGUUAAUGAUGUGGAACAUGGAGGCUGCAAGUAUGGCAUCAUCAACCUUAGUGGUUUAGGAACCCAGGCUCUCACUGUGGAGAUGUAUGACAACCUCUACUUUACCAAUCGAAAGGUAAAUUCUGUAUGCUGGGCCUCUCUGACUCAUCCAGAUUCUCAUGUUUUGCUCUGUCUCAUGGGCAUUGCAGAGACUCCAGGCUGUGCCAGUUUGCUUCCUGCCUCCUUAUUCAGCAACACCAGGCCAGUAGGAGACCAGCCUGGCAUGCUAUGCAGCUUUAAGAUCUCCACUGCCUGGUCUUGUGCAUGGUGCCUGAACCCCCAGGCUAAUAAUUGCUUCAGUACAGGCUUGUCCAGGAAAGUCCUUGUAACCAAUGCAGUGACUGGUCAUCGGCAGACAUUUGGGACCAACAGUGAUGUAUUGGCACAACAAUUUGCCACCCAGGCCCCUGUGCUGUUCAACGGUUGCCGCUCUGGAGAGGUCUUUUCUAUCGAUUUGCGUCACCGAAGUCGUAAAGGCCAGGGCUGGAAAGCUACUCGCUUAUUCCACGACUCGGCUGUGACUUCUGUUAAAGUCCUGCAAGAUGAGCAGCACCUGAUGGUAUCAGAUAUGACUGGGAAGAUCAAGCUAUGGGACUUGAGGGCAAAUAAGUGUGUGAAGCAAUAUGAGGGUCACAAUAAUGAAUAUGCCUACCUGCCCCUGCAUGUACAUGAAGAAGAAGGACUUCUGAUAGCAGUGGGUCAGGACUGCUAUACAAGGAUAUGGAGCCUUAAUGAUACCCAUCUGCUCAGAACCAUCCCUUCCCCAUACCCAUCCUCCAAUCAAGACAUCCCCAGUGUGGUUUUCUCUUCCCAUCUUGGGGGGCCCUAUGGAGUGCCAGGCUUGCUCUUGGCUGUUCGACAGGAUCUCUACUGUUUUUCCUACAAUUAAAUUUGCUCUAGAUUAAAUAAAAAAGCACAGUAGAUCCCAUAUUAAUGAAAUCGAGCUUUGACCAAGUAGAUUAAAUACAAACUCAUUUUAGUAGAUGAUCUGAUCGUAUUACUAAUAUUGCUUUUCCUGCUCGGAUGUUUUCACUAGGUGCUUAUUUUUUCUUAGCUUCUUGGGUUCAGAUUAGAAGUAUAUUAUGUGGGAAAGCUACAUCUGUAUUGUUUAAUUCCUCUGUGGGCUCAAGGAGUGUGCAAAUCCUUUUCAUAAAAGGUGCCCAUUUCCCUUCCCUUGGAAGAUCUAAUUCUGUUUUAAAAAGACUUUCCAAGCACUGAGAGGAUUAAUAAGAGUUGGAUUUUUCCUUCUCAUGGACCAGAAAACUUUCCUUGAACCGAAUGAAUGUUAGAAGUUAAUCUGUGCCACCAUCCCAAGGUAUGUGCAUUAUAAAGACAACCACUACAAUAUUUCUGCAGAAGGUUUAGGUAAACAAGACUUGAAGAGAGUCAAAAACAGUCCUCUUAUAGUCUCUAAAGAACAGGAUAUAGCAUCUUGGGAUAGGUAAUAGUUUAACCUUCUUGAUUACUCAGCAUAUAAGUCUGGAAUAUUCCACUAUCCUUUCAUGAGCAUUGGGGGGAAAAAAGUUUAAUUGUGACUGGCUUUAAAGUUUUCUUCCUUUGUUUACUGCGCAAUAAGUAUAAUAUGUAGCUAUUUACAGAGAAUUUUUAAGUCAGCAACUUUUGCAAAUGUUUUGCUAGAUGAAUCUACUGAAAAAUAAAAAUAUCUUUGCCAUUAUGUGAUAUAACUUUUGUUGCUUUAGCUGCUUAAACAGACUAGAUUGACAUCACACCUGUUAAACUAUUGGGUGCUGACAUCACCAAAAUGGACAUAUUCUCAGUGGAAAACAGAUUUAACACAGAGGAUUGUGCAAUACAAUUGCUUUAUAUGGCUUUCAGCCAGUAAUAAAUUCCUAGUUCAGGAAGGAACUAGGAAUAAGUUUAGUGGUGCUUGAUUGAGGAUGGAAAGCCACCAUUUUGCUAGGCCUAAAUCCAGGUGAAUGAACUUACUCUGACCCUUCUCAACUCUCCUUCCCUAACAGCCCUUUCUUUCCAUCAAUUUUUCAUUUUACUUUCACCACUGACCUACCCAGCACAAACUGAUUGUUCAACUACACAUUAGUCUAAGUAACCCUUGAUCAUAUUCUCCAACGUGAGGUCCUAUUACUUAGUUGUUAAAGCUGGAGAGGGUUAUGAGGGCAUUGCUUUUAGGCCAACAGGCAAGGGUAAUGUUAAACACAUUCCCUAUAAAUACAAAUUGCCUGUGAUUUAAAGUGGGAAGGAAAACUCAAGUUCUCUGUACCUGCCAAUUUAAGAUGGGGGUAAGGAGGGAGUGCUUUAUUAUUUUGUUGCUGAAACUUUCAGGGUGUUGGUUUUGGUUUGUUUUAUUGGGGGAGAGAUCAUAUCUAAUUCCCGUCCAGUCUCCUCAUCCCUGAAGUAAGAUUACAUAGCUUCGAAAGUCUGUUCUGUGUCCAGAAUUGGUAAAAGGAGUGACUCUGUCAUGAUUGUGACCAAAGCCUGUGUGGGUAGGUGGCUUUUAUAUUUUAUCGAUGCCUUUUUUUUAGUGCUAUACUGGGGCAGCUAACUGGUAGAUGUGAAUGCUGGGUGAAUGAGUCAGGAAGACUCAUCUUUAUGAGUUCAUAUCUGACCUCAGACACUGUGCCCUGGACAAGUCAUUUAACCCUGUUUACCUAUUUCCUUAUUUGUAAAAUGAGCUACAGAAGAAAAUGGUAAACCAAGAAAAUUCUAAACCGGUAUAGAGUAGGGCAUAAUUGAAAAUGAAUUACAUCAAAUUUUCUACCACCUGCCUACUCUAGAUUGAACCCUCCCUCCCCUGGAACAAAAAAAAUCAGAGAAAAUAUCCCAUAGAGUAUCUGACAGGUUGUAGUAGUAGUAGUUUUCAUUUACAAUUUUUCUUACUUUCCAGAAUUUGGACCAUGUCUUCCUUUGAUCAUAUAUAGUUUGCACUUUUGAAAACUUUUUUGAGCGUAUAUCCAUUGAGGAAUGUGAUUCUUGGUGUUAUAUAUUUGUCAGUUCUCUGUUUUUAAUAUUAAUAUUUUAAACAAUUUUAAAUAUAAAUUUUUAAAAAUAACUCAAUAUUUUUUAUGCCAGACUUUGGUCAGUGAUAUUUGAUAAAAUAUUUUCCUUGUUCUACCAUUUCUUGUCACUUUUACUUCCCCAUUCAGGCAAAAGAUUUGUAAAUUUUGUAUAAUCAAAACUGCCUUUUAGGGAGGUCCUAGGUUCAAAUUUGACCUCAGCCACUUCUAGCUGUGUGACCCUAGGCAACUCACUUGACCCUCAUUGCUUAGCCCUUACCACUCUUCCGCCUAGGAACCAAGAAAAAGUAUUGAUUCCAAGAUGGAAGGUAAGGGUUUAAAAAAAACUGCCUUUUAAAAAAAAGGUAUUUCCUUUUUCCUUUACUUAGUUAAGAAUUCUUCCCCCUAAGAGGGAGUAUAAAGGGAGGGGUAGUUGGUAGUACUGAUCCAAAAAAAAGACUGGGACAUUUUUAAAAGAGCACGGAAGUUUCAAAAAUAAAUACAAACAGAAUUUAUUAAAGUAACAUAGGAAUUUAUUAGAUGCUUUUUAAAAAUAGGUGUGAAAUGGAAGAGUCAGUUUGAUAUAAAACCAGUUUGUGUUCUGCAAUGUGGUAUGGAAAUAUUUUUUCUUUGUAUUUGUUCAAAAUAAAAAAAUUUUUUUAAAUAUUAUUUUCUAUUUGUAUUUGUAAAAGAUUCUUCUCAAUUCUCUCUAAAGAAAUUUUUUAGUAACACAUCUUGUAUUCAAAUCAUUUUUAGCUUGUUGUAUAUGAUAUAAGCAUUUGGGCAAAACUUAAUUUCUGCUGUCCAAUUUCCCCAGAAAUUCUUGUACAGUCAUUUCCCUGGUUAUUUAUGUUCUUGACUUUAUCAAACACUGCUCCAUAAUUUUUGGUUGCUUCUGUUUCUUGUUGAUCUAGUUCCUUCACCUGAGUUAUUUUUCUGGUUUUUUAUUACUGCCUUACAGGUCUUUAAAGUUAUGUCUGCUAACUCUAUGCCCCCUUUUUUUAUAGUUUCUCAUCAUUUCCCUUGAUAUUCUAAGCUUUUGUACUUAACAAAUUGUCUAAUUGUAGUACUAAUCUGUUAAUUAUUUAGAAAGAAUUGCCGUUAUGUUAUCAGCCAACUAUGAGCAGUAAAUAUUUUAAAUCAUCUCUAUUAUUUUCUGUAGUUUUGUGAUUAUAUAGUUACAUAAUUAUUUUAUGCAUUUUAAGUUAUUUUAAGUAGAAUUCAUCUUAUCUUUCCCUAGUUUUUAAAAUUAUAUAGAAAAAAUUGUAUUUGUGAACUUAUCCUGCAACCUUAGCUGUUUUGGAUCAAUUAGUUUAACUGACCCUUCAGGUUUUCUAAGUAUUACCAUUAGUUCACCUGUAAAUAUUGAUAAUUUUGACUCAAAUUUUUUUGCUUUACUCUCAUCUUAUUGCUAUAACUAACAUGUCCAGAAUGGUCAAAUAAUGGUGACGAAUAUUCAGCACGAAUUUUCUUGUUCUAUUGCUUUUUGUUCUGGAAAAGCUAAUGUUUCUCCAUCACAAGCUAUGCUAACUCUUGGUUUUAAAUAUAUGCUUUUGAUCAUAUUAAAAACUAUCUUUUCUGUGCCUAUCCUUUUUUUGUAAAAGACUUUUUCCUUAUCUAAAAUAUUUGUUUGUAAUUAUGUUAAUUUUCAAUUGCUAAAACAUUGUAUCUGGUAGAAAUCCUAUUUGUUAAAAGUAAGUUAUUUUCAGGAGUUUUUUGUAAUUUGUACGAAAUUUUUAUUUAAAUUUCUUGCAGUAUUUAUUAGUGAAUGUUCUAUAGUCUGCGCAUUCUCUUCCUUUGUUUAGUGUCGGGAUAUAUCUAAUAAAUUGAAUUUGGCAGAAUACAUUAUA
Messenger RNA from Monodelphis domestica (gray short-tailed opossum), 5771 nucleotides. It is a transcript of the gene DCAF4, whose product is annotated as DDB1 and CUL4 associated factor 4. Gene Ontology annotation, molecular function: protein binding. Gene Ontology annotation, cellular component: Cul4-RING E3 ubiquitin ligase complex. NCBI's taxonomy places the organism in Eukaryota, Metazoa, Chordata, Mammalia, Didelphimorphia, Didelphidae. The record is from RefSeq and is a predicted model, not a curated record.